This is a messenger RNA of Didymodactylos carnosus, 360 nucleotides long. Lineage: Eukaryota; Metazoa; Rotifera; Eurotatoria; Philodinida; Philodinidae. The record is from the annotation of a GenBank genome assembly.
AUGGAUCCCAAACUUUUACCUUAUAUUGUUAUUGAAAAAAAUAAAAUGAGUGACUUCACUGUUUUUAAAUUGGCGUGUCAAUAUGGUGUACUACAAAAUUCAUUCUCAGUUGAUCAUUUUGUUGAAUUAAAAUCUUCUUGUCCACAAGUUUUAAAUGAACUGAAAAUUGGUGAAUUGAAUGAUAUAAGUUUCAUUGAAGCAUGUAAAUUGUUUGCUAGAGGAUCAGUUAGUAGUACAAUGUGUGAUUGUAAAAAACAAGUAAAAACUUUACGAAAACUAAAUUGUGGAAAUGUACAUAUCGAACGUUAUGAAUAUACAACAAUCAAGUGCGCGAAAGGCGGUAUUGUAGCUGAAAGUUAG